AUGCAGAGUCAGAAUGACUACCUGAGGCAAUGGCUUCCAAGGCAGGAAUCAUAUCUACAUCACCUCCUGGAUCGAGAAGCUCCACCAGAAGAUAGGAGAUGCAUCGUCUGCGACCAGGAUGGGGUCUACAAAUGUCAAGAUUGUCUUGGGGAGCCACUGUAUUGCACUGGCUGUUGCAGAAGUCAGCAUCUUUGCAAUCCCUUCCACUGGAUCAGUCAAUGGAAUGGUCAAUUCUUUGAGCAAAGUUGUCUCGCUCACGUCGGACUCGUCAUACACCUCGGUCAUGAGGGCAAACAAUGUCCGGCACUUACAGACAGGUGGGAUUUGUUCGAAGAAGACGAACCUGAAGAUCAGCUUGAGCCUGAAGAUCUACCGAGUGUGUCGGGACCCGAGUUCCAACCGAAGGAGAACACCUUGGUGAUCAUUGACAAGUCCGGGGUUCAUCGCCUCCAGGUUCGAUGCUGUGAUUGUCCAAAUGCCAUGACUCCAGACCUUCAAAUGUUUCGACAUGGAUUUUUCCCCGCCUCAUUUAACAAGCCGAAGACUUUGUUCACCUUCAGGGUGCUCGAUGAUUUUCUAUUGGACAACCUUGAAUGUGGGACCUCGGCGAUGAACUAUUACAGCAAGCUCCGGCGAAUGACCUCCAACAUGUUUCCACACCUCGUACCGGACCGAUACCGAGAGCUCAUGAGAGUCGCCCGACAGUGGAGGCAGUUGAAGGCCAUGAAAUGGCAUGGAUUCGGCCAUCGUUCCGACAGCCCGAAUGCAGGUGAUCUUGCAUUAUUUUGCCCCGCUUGUCCUCAGCCAGGGAUCAAUGUAUCCUUGUCAGGGGAUGAAUCACUUGAUGAGUGGAAAUACACCCGGUCAUUUGUUAUGGACGGAAAUUUCAAAGCCGAACACCUGCAUCCCAUGAAGCCAUUCGAUGAAGUUUGGCUGUCAGAUGGGUUGGGAUUCAUGGUGGGAAAGGACAGGUAUAAAACUCAUCUCGCAGAGGCUGCCGACACUUUAGAAAAAUCAAGCUGCAGCAAUCACCGGGCAGUAAAUCAAGCAAAUGCGGCUCGGCACAAACUGGAAUCCACAGGCAUCGGGGGAGUAGCCUGUGCUCGACACGGCUGCUUUGUUCCUCACUCGAUGGUAGAUUUUCAGAAAGGCGAAAGACAAAUGAACAUGGACUAUGCCCUUUGUGAGGCUGCCCACCACAACAUGGAAGGCAUAACCAGGGCGGUCACCUUCUAUGAUAUCAACUGUCAAUACAACAAACACUUUCGGGCUCGGGUGGAUCGAAGCCGAUUUCUCGAAAUGGUUCCAGAAUUGACCAUCAUUCCCGGAAUCGGGUUGUGGCACAUACACGGACAUCAGGACAGCUGCUACGUCCGAUAUGCGUCGAAUUUUAUUGAAGGCAUCGGUCGGAUCGAUGGAGAGAUCAUGGAGACCCUAUGGUCACGUCUUAACCUGAUUUCUCCUGCUGCCCGUGGAAUGUCGUCCCCGCAUCGAAAGGAAUGUCUCGAUUAUCAGAUGAACGAUUCCAAUUUUUGCAAGAUGAUCCGCAUGAAAAGGACCCUUUCCCGUAAAUACAAGCAGGCGAAGAAUGGCAUCGCCGAAAGCGAAAAGGCUUUCGAGAGACUUGACGAAGCCGCACCCGGCGAUUCAAAGACAGAAUGGUUAGCCAGCGAGAGCAUCGCUCAGUCCAGCAGAAUAAAUGAUCCUUCGGCUAUGGAUGUAUAUGAGAUCAAUAUCAAGAAGGCACCGAGCAAAAAGGAGAUCGAGCUUAGACUACUGGAGGAGGGUAAUGCCCGAAAUGCAGCGCCUGCUCGUAGAUCUGUGGCGACAUGGAUAUCAAUGGGGUUGGCGAUUGAAGAAGCUCAAAUCGCAUUGCUCAUCGAGAUCCGAAGAAUUGGUAGAAGAACUACCGAGACACAGAGGUUAGACAUCGCCCGGCAACGUGAUCGUCUCCAAGGACAGAUAGAUGGAUUCACUCGGUCUGCUAUCACUCAUCUUGGAGAGGGAUUUGAUGCAGAUGACGAUCCUGAUGACUUGAACGUAGACAUUCUCGAUGAUCUCGAUGAUGACUCGACAGACUUCACAGAGACAUCUGACACGUGGGCGAACUCCCCCGAGCUCACUGUAAUCCCAUUGCCAUCAAACCUUGGGGUAGAUCGAUGCAGACACUGCAUGGCAGAGGAUCUCAUUCCGCUGGAGUUGUCCCUUCGUGAAGGGCAGGCCAACGACUCCCUUCACAACCUCCGAAUUCACUUGUGCAACAAGGCGAUUCUGUUCCGAACGACAGUUAGGCAAGCGAAAUCCCAGGCCCUAAAAACUCGAGCUUGGUCCCAGGUGACGUCCGUGCAGCAGGCAGUGUCCCUGCAUGCAAGUAUAUAUAUGAAGACAAGGAAGCAAAUGAUGCAACUUGAGCCGAGCGAAGACCAGGUGCAGAAAUACAAACCCCUGCUUCGCGAGCAGCUCAAAAUCAGCACUGCCGUCGGCGAUCCAAAUGCCCGAGGUCAGCGAAACGAGUCCCUCGCUUGGUUCUGGUCUGUCGAAGUUGACCUGGGGGGUCCUGAUCAGUCGUGGAAUCAGGAAUUUUACCGAGUGCAUUGGCUUCGGGCAAAGGCCCUACGAGAUAGAUGGAAGGAAGAAAUGAUGUUGGUUGAAUUGGAGAUGGAUUGGACAUACAACUUUUUCUUGUGGAAAGCAACCCAAUGGGGUGACAGGAUGCGCGAGUCAUUGGUGAAACACCUUCCGGGUCAUGCAUGCUACUCGGGAAGGCAAUCCCAAAUGUAUUCAUUGCUGGCACAGGAUGCCCAGGCAGCAUUUCAAGACCUGAAGGGCGGGUUUAUAGAGGCUUCGAGAUGA
Molecule: messenger RNA, 2853 nt
Organism: Suillus clintonianus
Lineage: Eukaryota; Fungi; Basidiomycota; Agaricomycetes; Boletales; Suillaceae
Exons: 6
Coding region: 1-2853 (950 amino acids)
Source: RefSeq, a predicted model, not a curated record